Messenger RNA from Labeo rohita (rohu), 3949 nucleotides. RefSeq names its product ST14 transmembrane serine protease matriptase b (gene st14b). The record is from RefSeq and is a predicted model, not a curated record. Gene Ontology annotation, molecular function: serine-type endopeptidase activity; protein binding. The transcript is spliced from 20 exons. Gene Ontology annotation, biological process: acrosome reaction; proteolysis. NCBI's taxonomy places the organism in Eukaryota, Metazoa, Chordata, Actinopteri, Cypriniformes, Cyprinidae. The coding region runs from base 153 to 2768 and encodes 871 amino acids.
GAAGUAGGUUACUGCAAAGGAUGGUUGAGACGAACUCACCUGCGGCUCGAAACUGGGUGGGAAGUGAAACCUUACGAUUUGCAAUAAAUAUCAGACACCUGCCCGCGCGUAUCACUGAGUUUCGCAGUAGGUGAGGACAAAAGGCCGCCUGCAUGACACAUGAACGGCAACACGAAGGACUGACAGCGACCAAUUUGACAAAUUCGUCGUAUGACAUGGAGCCACUCAAAUCUGGGAAGAAAUUUCCGGACCAUGGCUUGGAGCAGACAGAGCAGUUUCUUCCAGCAUCGGAUGCGAAGAAGUUGCAGAAGAAGAGGGUGUCGUGCAGAACGAUUAUUGCAAUAGGUGUACCCACAGUGCUUGCGAUCACUGCAUUAGUAACUGGACUGCUAGUGUGGCAAUUCCAUUACAGGUAUAAUGGGAGGGUGAGGAAGAUGUUCAGUGGUUAUUUGACCAUAUCCAGUCAGACGUUCUCAGAUGCUUAUGAAAACAGUAACACCACUGAAUAUAAAGAACUGGCCUUAAAGGUCUCAAGACAGCUCAAAAGUAUAUAUGGUCAAGUGCGGGUGCUGUCGAAGUACCAUGUGGCGUCCAGUGUGCAAGGUUUUAGCGAAGGCAGUAAUAACGGUAUCAUCGCUUAUUACCUGUCUGAGUUUAAUGUACGGGAGUCCAGAGUAUCUGAAGUGGACGAGGCCAUGGCAACCCUGGAUGGGGGAGAAAAUGGAAGGAAAGCCCGGAGGGGGUCUGGUCGCAAGACUGAUGAUAGCCUCAUCAUUGACGGCAUGACGUCAGGAGCUGUGGAUGCUCGGUUAGCUGGCAGAAACCUCAAACGCUCCAGUAAGAAGUCUCAUCAUGCCCAUCAGAACCAGACAGAAAUAAUCCGCUCUCCAGGUUUUCCAGAUUCCGCCUAUCCUCCCAGCCUGUACACCGAGUGGCAGAUUCGGGGCGACCCAGAGCACAGGAUCAGAUUGGAGUUUGACGUCUUAGACCUGGAGAAAGAUUGCCAGAAUGAUUUCAUCAAAGUGUACGACUCAUUAGCACCAUCAGAGAAGCAAGUCAUAACGGAGAAAUGUGGAUAUCGCUUACCUGAUGAGAAGCUAAUUUUCCUUUCCUCUGGGAAUGUCAUGCUGGUUACACUGGUUACAAAUGAAGAGAAAAACUUCCCAGGUUUCAGGGCAUUUUACUCGCAGAUUCCAACCAAGGUUCAAGACUGCGGAGGGAAACUGACGGGGCUUCGCGGUACCUUCACAUCACCUGGCUAUCCCUCCCAUUACCCACCUAAGUCUGAGUGUGUCUGGAACAUUGAGGUUCCAUCAGGAAAGCAUAUCAAGGUGAAGUUUGACAAGUUGUCUAUACACAGUCCUGACCAAAAUACCAUCAGCUGUCCAGCGGACUACUUGGAGAUAAGCUCCAGAAAUACUUUUAGGGUAUGUGGAGAGAAGCCACCCAAAACUGUCUACACUAUCAAAUCAAACGAAGCCACCAUCAAAUUUCAUUCUGACCUUUCUUAUGUAAGCGAGGGCUUUUCUGCAGAGUUUCUGGCUUUUGAACCCACUGAUCCCUGCCCUGGGAAGUUCCAGUGUGAUAAUGAUUUGUGUGUGUCCCCUAACCUAAAAUGUGAUGGCUACAACGACUGUGGAGAUAUGAGUGAUGAGAGAGGCUGCACAUGUAAUGAGACUCAGAUAAAAUGCAACAACGGCAUCUGCAAGCCCAGUUUCUGGCGCUGUGAUGGGGUGAACGAUUGCGGAGAUAACACUGAUGAGCAAAACUGUGGGAAUUGCAAAGCUCAAGAGUUCAGAUGUCGAAGCGGCCGCUGCAUCCCAGCAUAUAAGAAGUGCAAUGGCGGCGAUGACUGUGGUGAUGGCUCAGAUGAAUCUCAGUGUGAGAAAUCCAUAGCUGUUCACUGCGCUGCUCUCACAUAUAAGUGCAAGAAUAACCAGUGCAUUAGUAAACUGAACCCUAUGUGUGAUGGAGAGACUGACUGUGAGGAUGGUUCGGAUGAAGCUGAAUGUAAAUGCGGGACGAAGCCCUACAAGUCCAGUCGUAUUGUUGGUGGAAAGGACUCGAAUGAAGGAGAAUGGCCCUGGCAGGUCAGCCUCCACAUGAAGACACAAGGUCACGUGUGCGGGGCGUCUGUUAUCAGUAACCGCUGGCUGGUCACUGCUGCUCACUGUGUGCAGGACAAAGAAAAAUACAAAUAUUCCCAGGCUGACCAGUGGGAAGUCUAUCUAGGUCUACAUCACCAGAGUAAGACUAGUAAGUCAACCCUAAGACACGUGAAGCGCAUCAUUUCUCACCCUCAGUAUGAUCCCAUGAGCUACGACAAUGACAUCGCACUGAUGGAGUUGGACAGCCCUGUAACUCUCAGCCAGAGCAUCUGGCCCGUCUGCUUACCGGACGCCACGCAUGAUUUCCCAGUAGGCAAAUCUGUCUGGAUCACAGGCUGGGGCAAACUGAGAGAGGAAGUUGAUGAUGUUGCAUCAGUGUUGCAGAAGGCAGAGGUGCGCAUUAUUAACAACACUGUGUGCAACAAGCUGAUGGAUGAUGGGAUAACACCACGCAUGAUCUGUGCAGGUGUAUUGGCUGGAGGCGUAGACGCAUGUCAGGGUGACUCAGGUGGACCAAUGACUUCCACUGAGAACAAUGGCCGCAUGUUUCUCGCUGGAGUGGUGAGUUGGGGAGAUGGCUGCGGCCGCAGGAACAGGCCUGGCGUUUACACACGUGUCACAGAAUAUCGCAGCUGGAUCAGGGAGAUGACAGAGGUAUAAUGUCACACUGGUGACAAGAAAUGGACUAAAGCAUAAAAUGUAUUAAGAGUUAUUGAGGAUUAUUAAAGCAUUCGCAUUCAGAAGCCAUAAAGAUUCCUAUAAUCAGGCUAAAUGUACACAGAAUAUUUUCUUUGACCUUAAUUUUCCACGAAUAUAGUUUCUUCAUCUAUUCUUUAAGUGUUUCUGUAUGUAUUUACACUCUUAAAAGAGUUUUGUCUUUGUGAAUUAUGCUGUUUUUGAGCUCAAAUGUUGCUCUUGCUGUGGAGGAAAAGUAUUCUUGCUGCCUUGCUUAUGAAGUCAUUACAACUUGAGUGAUUCUCAGGGAUUAUUGUUGGCGUAAUGUUAAUUAACUGUGUUUUUCAAUUACAUUGUAAUUACAGUUUUGUCAGCUUUCAUACCAAACAGACUUAAUGAUCAGAUCAAUGCACAAACGGCAGUUGUUGCCCUGCUUAAUGUCAUUUUAAUUUUAAAAUAUAUGCUUAUAGCUUUGUAUGUUCAUGGCAGACUAAGUAUAUUUUGUUUGUGUGUAUAGAUUAAAAAAAACUGUGUUCCUACUCCUUAAAUUACUUCUUUACCAUUGGAAUUUUGAAACUUGAAAUAUGAAAAUGUCAGCAUUUUUUUAAAUAACUGGUAAUUUUUUACAUAUAAUUUUAGUUUUGUUUACACAAUGAUCUUUGAUUUACUGUUCUGUGUAUCUGUGAUCUUUAGUUGUAAUAUUGUUUUUUAAAGUUUUAUUUUUGUUAUUGUCCUCCUUGGGGGAUUGGCGUUCCCAUAAUGUGCCUUGAUACUUAAGUGGAUUCUUUGUUAAACAUUAAAAGGGAAAUUCUAAUCUGCUUUGUAUUUACUUAUUUUUUUAUUUCGUUUUUUUUAGGAGUUUGUGCUAUGUUUUAAGAUAUGAAAUGACAAAAAAAAUUACAUUCAUUCAAAUAUAACAUACAUUUCAAAUAUAACAAAUUUUACUUGUAAAUACAUUAAAAAUAAAGACAGGGAUAGAUUAUGAAAAUGUCUAUGAAGAUCAUUGAAUAUUUUUAAUUAUUUUAAAGUGUUUUUUUUGUUGUUGUUUAUAUAUUGUACAAUGAUAUCUAUGUAAUACCUUAUUUCCUUAAAACUGAAAAAGCGUGCAAUUAUGAUAUUUGCAUUUGUGAAAUUUACACAGAAAUAAAAUUAAAUUCAUAAUUAAA